CCGGAGCCCCCCACCCCCAGCCCGCUGCGCGGGGUCGGGCCGGACCCAGCUGGGCCGCCCGGGGGGGCAGCGGGGCCGUUCCCGAGCUCCGCCCGGGGAGGGGCGGGAGGCGGCCCGGGGCCGUGCCGGUGCGGGUGCCCGCGGCAUGGCGGGGCUGCCCGGUGCCGCGCGGUCCCCGGGCCCCUCCGCCGCUCUGCCCGCCCUGGACGGCGCCUUCCUGCUCUCGCCGCUCGGGGGGCUGAUGGGCGCCCAGAUCGUGCUCGGCUUACUGGUGUGGGCUCUCAUUGCCGACACAACGUACUACCUGCACGCAGCAUACGCCUGGGUGAUGUUCGUGUCCAUCUUCCUCUGGAUAGUAACAGUCCUUUUCCUCGUGACUUACCUCCUGCAGCUUCCACUGAAGUUCUAUGUGAUCCCAUGGCCCCUCGUGCUGAUGAUCUUCAACGCUGUAGCGACUGUCCUGUACAUCUCCGCCUUUGUAACGUGCGCAGCUGCCGUCCAGCCCACGUCCUGGCGGCAGUGGGAUUACAACCGAAGAGCUGCGGCAUCCUUCUUCGCUUGUGUCGCUGUGAUUGCCUAUGGGGCCAGCACCUUCUUCAGCUUCUGUGCCUGGAAAGGGCUCGGCAGCAACGCGGCCACCAGCCAAGUGACUGACCGCGCGUGAGGAGCGGACGGCAAAGCCCAGCCUGGGGUCAGCUUGGGCCAGGCUCGGUGCCGGGUGCUCAUGUGCCACCACGUCUUGUUCUCGGACCAGCCUGUGCUGGCAGUGAUGGUCAGUACUGGGUUGUGUGGACGCUGCUCUGUGGCCUCUGAUGAUGCUUCCAGCUGAUGUGCCCACAGCACAAACCCACCAGGUGCUGCCACUCGCAGCCUCGCUGGAGGCUGAAGCUCCUGCUUGGCCCUGGGGUUCAUCCAGAUCCUGGCUGCAGCAGCUCCGCUGAGGGGGCUCAGCCAGUUCGACACACUCCAAUACUAAAAUUCACUAAACCAAGUGCAGGCUCCUGUCUCUGGUCAGUCACAGCUGCGGUCUGUAAGCAGUUGCUGUUAACAUGAUACUUAAAUGGUGGCAGAGCUGGAGGAUGAAGGCUAAGCAAAAGAAGCAGUCUAAACUGUUCUUGUAUUGAUUUCUAACAAUUUGAAACACAAAUUUUAUGCUUUAAAUAAAACUCUUCCUAAAUCCA
Messenger RNA from Columba livia (rock pigeon), 1181 nucleotides. It is a transcript of the gene PLLP, whose product is annotated as plasmolipin. Gene Ontology annotation, biological process: myelination. The transcript is spliced from 4 exons. Gene Ontology annotation, cellular component: membrane. Gene Ontology annotation, molecular function: structural constituent of myelin sheath. NCBI's taxonomy places the organism in Eukaryota, Metazoa, Chordata, Aves, Columbiformes, Columbidae. The record is from RefSeq and is a predicted model, not a curated record. Bases 146 to 664 code for a protein of 172 amino acids.